Molecule: messenger RNA, 496 nt
Organism: Prunus mume (Japanese apricot)
Lineage: Eukaryota; Viridiplantae; Streptophyta; Magnoliopsida; Rosales; Rosaceae
Product: CDP-diacylglycerol-glycerol-3-phosphate 3-phosphatidyltransferase
Source: RefSeq, a predicted model, not a curated record
UUGGACCAACUCCUAUAAAGAGCUUUCGCUUGCGUUUUUAUGAUAAUAACCUCCUCAUCUUAAACCCCUUCGUCUCCAGAGAAUUCUAAUCUAUCCUCCCAAAACUCAACCUUGUUCUUUUCUCUUCUUCUCAGAAUCUCGGAUCUUCAAUCGGCUACGCGAUUAGGGCUUCACUAAUUUCUUCACAUUGAGACAAUGAACGGAGACAAAGCUAACAAUUACGAGGCCUCCUGGGCCGAUCAGUGGGAUUACAACAGCAACUCCUCCUACCCCGUCGUGGUCAAAGGCGGCGGAACCACCGCCAAGUACAAGCAAAAGGUCGGCGAAGGCCUCGUCAAAACAAAGGCGGUGGCUUCCACCGGCGCUAAAAAGGUCAAGGAAGGGGCCUCCGCUGGGUUUCAAUGGAUCAAACAAAAGUGCCAGAAGAAAUAGCAGACUCUUCAUUGAGGCAGAGACCUCUGCAGAUACACAGUUUUAAUCUUCGUUUUUAAUUUUU